Mizuhopecten yessoensis (Yesso scallop) is the source of this 2744-nucleotide messenger RNA. RefSeq names its product cholesterol 24-hydroxylase-like. The coding region runs from base 59 to 1576 and encodes 505 amino acids. Lineage: Eukaryota; Metazoa; Mollusca; Bivalvia; Pectinida; Pectinidae. Gene Ontology annotation, molecular function: cholesterol 24-hydroxylase activity; heme binding; iron ion binding. The record is from RefSeq and is a predicted model, not a curated record. Gene Ontology annotation, biological process: cholesterol catabolic process. The transcript is spliced from 14 exons.
GAUUAUUUGUGGUUGUGUCUCUUACUGUUAACAUACAUGAAGGAUUAACACUUGGAAAAUGAGUCUGCUUUUUGUGGAAUUCUUAGGGAUUGUAGUCGCUGUGAGUCUUUGUAUACUCGUUACUGUAGUCUGGCAUUUUCAUCGUCAACAUCAAAAGUAUGAUCAUCUACCCGGGCCACCCCGGGACAGUUUCUGGAGUGGACACAUUCCUUCUAUCGCAAAGGUGAUGGCUGCUGGUGGUAUAAUGGAUGACUAUGUCCUAGAAACUUCCAAAACCCACGGGCUUUUUUUCCGGCUCUGUUUGUGGAACCAGGUUGUUGUUGUUGUUUUAGAUCCAGACUGCAUAAAGGAUGUUCUGGUUACUGGAAAUCACCCGAAAUCAAAACGGAUAUACUCCAGAACAGGCAGCAUAUUUGGCGCAAGGUUUUUGGGCCAAGGACUCGAAUCACAGAUUGAUAACAAACACUGGAUAUUGCAGCGAAUGCACUUUGACCAAUGGUUCAAGCCAAACUUCAUUCGACAGUUUGCAUCUGAAUUUAACGAGUUUGCCGAUUGUUUCACAGAAUAUCUGGAAACCUAUGCGGACAACAAGACGGAAAUACACACGUUACAUUCCUUUAACAAACUAACGAUGCAUCUGUUGUACAAGGUAGCGUUCAACAUCGAUAUGGGAUCAUUACAUGGGGAAAACCAUCCUGUUGUGACGAAAAUGAAGAAAGCUUUAACUGGAUUUGCAGCUCAGCUGUCAAACCCGUUGGUAGCUGUGAAUCCGUUCAAAUGGAGAUUUCGCCGAGAUGUCCAGAAAGCAAUACAUUUUGUCAGAGGGAACGCCAGACAAGAGAUGAUCGAUAGAAAUGUUGCAAAAAGAAACGGCGACUAUUUCCCUCAUGAUCUUUUGGAGUACAUAAUGGACCUAAAAGAAAAGUACCCUUCUGUAAUGACGGACGAUAUACUAUUGGACAAUGUGUUAACAUUCAUAUUGGGAGGACAAGAAACAUCCGCCAACACCAUGAGUUUCAUGCUUGAUCUUCUCGGACGAAACCCGGAAUGUUAUAAAAAGCUACAAAGAGAAAUUGAUGAGAACGUUGGUGCAGUGUCAGUGAUCAGCCUGAAUGAGAUUGAGAAAUUACCCUACCUGGAUAUGGUAUUGAAGGAAACACUCCGCCUUUAUCCAGUUGGUAAGGGAACCUUCCGCGAGACAAUCAAGGACUACAAUCUUGGCGGUCACCUCAUCCCCGCCGGAACUGACAUGAUGGUAAGUUUCUACGCGACGUCCAGGGCAGAGCAAAAUGUAAGAGAUCCGACAAAGUUUUCGCCAGAACGAUUCCACAUCGACAGCUCAGAGAAGUUUAGUAAAUACGCCUCCACACCCUUCUCAGCUGGACCUCAUACAUGUAUAGGGAAAAAGUUUGCCGAGAUACAAAUAAAGAUAACGAUUGCCAAGAUCAUGCAGAAUUUCGACUUCGAAUUGGUCACCGGACAAAGCUGUGAUCUUGCAGACAACGCAGUAUUACAAGCAAAAGAUGGCGUCAAGUGUUUUUUCCGUCCUAGGGAAACGGUUUCGGCGGCGUCAUAGUUUAGACUCUGUGAGCAGUUUAUGCAAGAGUAGAAUAUCAACUUUUAAAAACUCAUUUAAUCUUGUUCUAAUCAUUUAAGAUAAGAAAUAUGAACCAAAUUAGCGUCGAUUUCUAGAGCGUCCUUUGAGACACCAACUCAACUUCAGUCAUCUUGGGAAAUUUUUGUUAGACAUCUAAAAAUAGUAUCAAAAUAAUUGUAUGGAAAGUCUUACUUCAAGACAACCUUAAUUAUCCACACGAAACUGUUUGAUUUAUUUACACUAAAAUAAAACUAUAUUCCUUAGAAAUUGUAAACACUUACUAAGGUAGUACUUUUAUUAACACCUUAAGUAUCUUACACAUUCAACUUACGAUAUGUUUGUUGCGUGGUUUAAACAUGGCUAUGUCAAAAGGGACUGCAAGUUGGAGGCUAUAGAUUUGAAGCCGCGUAGUAAAGUAAUGCGUUGGUCUGUCGUAUGGUACCAUAGGUCAUCACACAAACUGCCAAAGAAAAGGCCCUGAUUUCGAGAAUUGCCUACGGCGUGAGAAAUUCGCAACAUGUUAACAAAUCUUCGACAUCAUUUUUUUCGUAGGAAAACGGCCUGAAUUUCGUACGAAACAAUACCCUGUCUUAAGAAUUCACCCAAUAUGUUUUUUGUGGCCGGUCUGUUGUAUUUGAAUUGAUUUAGCAUUCACAUACGAUUUUGUUUUAUUUUGACAUUCUUUAACUCUAUAAUUAUUUCAUUAUAAUUACCUCCCUUGGCAAGGUAUUGAUAUCUCAUUUUGAUACUGCGCAUGUAAUAUUCAGGUUCAUGUAGUACAAACAUGAAAUGUCCAGAAAGAGGAAUUGGCAGGUCUACUUAUGGUCAAAUUUAGAAAAAUGUUUAAACAAAAUGCAGAGGUCAGACAGUAAAAAAAAAUCACUAUUUUGCUGAGAAGUUUCGAAAGGGUCAAUUUGAAGUUUAAUGUGUACAUAUUACAUGUAGAAGAGGCAAAAGUGUCGGGAGUGACAAGAAUCAUUUUGUAGUGAUAUAAUGUGUUAAUGGAAGUAUAUCAGCUCUUUAUGAGACGUUUUAUAGCCUUAAAAGAUAUACAUAAUUUUAUUGGAUUUGUAUUUAGAAAUGAUAGUUAUACUAUUUAACUUGUGUUAUUUUGUGCAUUGUAAAUAAAGUAUAACUGUUGAAUGAA